Alosa alosa (allis shad) is the source of this 564-nucleotide messenger RNA. RefSeq lists its product as uncharacterized. Gene Ontology annotation, biological process: DNA integration. Lineage: Eukaryota; Metazoa; Chordata; Actinopteri; Clupeiformes; Clupeidae. The transcript has 2 exons. The coding region runs from base 1 to 564 and encodes 187 amino acids. Gene Ontology annotation, molecular function: nucleic acid binding. The record is from RefSeq and is a predicted model, not a curated record.
AUGGCAUGGCUCAAGAUUCUGGGCAAUGGGUGGCUGAGUGCCGGCAGUGUGUGCUUGGACAUGCAGGACCAGAGGUAUGCAGUGGCCAUCCCCACAAAAGAUCAGACGGCCCAGACAACCGUGAAGGCUCUGUGGAGGUAUGUCAUCCAAGUGUUUGGUUGCCCUGAACGGAUCUUAACAGACAGAGGGGGGGCUUUUGAAUCUGAGCUCCUGAAGGAGCUGUGCCAUGUGUAUGGAUGCACAAAGAGCCACACAACCCCAUAUCAUCCACAGGGCAAUGGGGCUUGUGAGCGGUUUAAUCAGACCCUCUUGGGGCUAUUGAACACGUUAGACCAGGAGGGCCAGACGCGGUGGGUGGAACAGUUGCCAUAUUUGCUACAGGCUUACAACAACACCCCCCAUAGUUCCACAGGCCUUGCUCCCUUUUAUGUCUUGUAUGGGAGACAUGCUCGGCUGCCAGUGGACGUGGCCAUGGGGAUCUCCCCACCUCAGAUACGGGGCUCCAUCGAUGGGUGGGUGGCCUACCAGAGACAAGGUUCUGACCAGGCAGGUGCAGGGGUAUAG